This is a messenger RNA of Myodes glareolus (Bank vole), 5329 nucleotides long. The record is from RefSeq and is a predicted model, not a curated record. NCBI's taxonomy places the organism in Eukaryota, Metazoa, Chordata, Mammalia, Rodentia, Cricetidae.
UGCCCUCUGUCGCUGAGUGAGCCGCAGUCUCUAGAGCACCAAGGUGUUUCAGUCGCCCGCGGCCAGCCUCGCCCGCAAACCCGGUGUUGUUGGGCUGCAUCCCGAGCGGGGACGUUGGCGGAGUACGGGAAGCGGCCACCAUGCCGAUCAAUAAAUCCGAGAAGCCAGAAAGCUGCGAUAAUGUGAAGGUUGUUGUUAGGUGCCGGCCCCUCAAUGAGAGAGAAAAGUCAAUGUGCUACAGACAGGCGGUCAGCGUUGAUGAGAUGAGGGGAACCAUCACCGUCCAUAAGACCGAUUCUUCCAACGAACCUCCAAAGACAUUUACUUUUGAUACUGUUUUUGGACCAGAAAGUAAACAACUUGAUGUGUAUAACUUAACUGCAAGACCUAUUAUUGACUCUGUUCUGGAAGGCUACAAUGGGACCAUUUUUGCAUAUGGACAGACUGGGACAGGCAAGACUUUCACCAUGGAAGGUGUCCGUGCCGUGCCGGGGCUCAGAGGAGUCAUACCCAACUCAUUUGCUCACAUAUUCGGUCACAUUGCAAAAGCAGAGGGGGACACGAGGUUUUUGGUUCGAGUGUCAUACUUGGAGAUAUAUAAUGAAGAAGUUCGAGACCUUUUGGGCAAGGAUCAGACACAGCGGUUAGAGGUUAAAGAAAGGCCUGACGUGGGAGUGUAUAUCAAAGAUUUAUCAGCUUAUGUGGUCAAUAAUGCUGACGAUAUGGAUAGAAUCAUGACACUGGGCCAUAAAAAUCGUUCUGUUGGUGCAACUAACAUGAAUGAGCACAGUUCAAGGUCCCAUGCCAUCUUUACAAUUACUAUAGAGUGUAGUGAGAAAGGUGUUGAUGGAAACAUGCAUGUCAGGAUGGGGAAGCUCCAUCUUGUGGAUCUCGCUGGGUCAGAAAGACAAGCGAAAACUGGAGCCACAGGACAGCGCCUCAAGGAAGCUACGAAAAUCAACCUUUCACUCUCCACCCUGGGCAACGUCAUCUCUGCCUUGGUGGAUGGGAAAAGCACGCAUGUGCCAUAUCGGAACUCUAAACUGACGCGUCUUCUGCAGGAUUCCUUAGGAGGGAACUCAAAAACCAUGAUGUGUGCAAAUAUUGGGCCAGCAGAUUAUAAUUACGAUGAAACCAUCAGUACCUUGCGAUAUGCCAACCGAGCCAAGAACAUUAAAAACAAAGCAAGAAUUAACGAAGACCCUAAGGACGCUCUGCUUCGUCAGUUUCAGAAAGAAAUAGAAGAGCUGAAGAGGAAGCUUGAGGAAGGGGAAGAAGUUUCAGGCUCUGACAUCAGUGGGUCAGAGGAGGAUGAUAAUGAGGAGGGUGAACUUGGAGAAGAUGGAGAAAAAAGGAAGAAGAGAAGGGGCAGUAGCAGCAGCAGUAGCUCAGACUCCACAUGUUCUGUCAUAGAGAAGCCUCUGGAUGAGUUCUUGCCUCACCAAGCAGGUAAAAAGAAAGUUUCCCCAGAUAAGAUGGUGGAAAUGCAAGCGAAAAUUGAUGAGGAGAGAAAAGCAUUGGAAACAAAACUUGACAUGGAAGAAGAAGAAAGAAACAAGGCUAGAGCUGAACUGGAGAGACGGGAGAAGGACCUUCUGAAAGCCCAACAAGAGCACCAGUCUUUGCUGGAAAAACUGUCUGCUUUGGAGAAGAAGGUCAUUGUUGGUGGUGUGGACUUGUUGGCCAAAGCUGAGGAGCAAGAGAAGCUUCUUGAGGAGUCCAAUAUGGAGCUGGAGGAGAGGAGGAAGAGAGCUGAGCAGCUUCGGAAAGAACUCGAGGAGAAAGAGCAAGAACGCUUGGACAUUGAAGAAAAAUAUACCAGUCUGCAAGAGGAGGCACAGGGAAAGACCAAGAAGUUAAAGAAAGUCUGGACCAUGCUGAUGGCUGCAAAGUCAGAGAUGGCUGAUCUCCAGCAAGAACAUCAGAGGGAGAUUGAAGGCCUCCUGGAGAACAUUCGGCAGCUCAGCCGCGAGCUUCGGCUUCAGAUGCUCAUCAUUGAUAACUUCAUACCUCAGGAUUACCAGGAAAUGAUUGAAAACUAUGUCCAUUGGAAUGAAGACAUAGGAGAAUGGCAGCUGAAAUGUGUGGCCUACACAGGAAAUAACAUGAGGAAACAAACCCCAGUGCCUGACAAGAAGGAGAGAGACCCUUUUGAAGUAGAUCUUUCCCACGUGUACCUCGCCUAUACAGAGGAGAGUCUGCGUCAGUCUUUGAUGAAGUUAGAAAGGCCACGGACCUCCAAGGGGAAAGCAAGGCCAAAGACUGGGAGAAGAAAGCGUUCUGCAAAACCUGAGACCGUAAUUGAUUCUUUACUUCAGUAAAUGUUGCAGAAUUAAGGUUACAAUAAAAAAGAGUGAUAUUCUCAUGCCUGGACAGAAAUCCUUAAUUAAGACACUGGGGACACCUGUGUAAUUCAUAUAAUGUAAACUGUAAAUUAUGGAGUGAGACUGGAUAACAAUUUUCCUAAUAACUUUUAGGCUCUUAAGUUUCUGUAACAUGUAAGUGUGCAUAGGUCAUGAUUGUUGGGGGAUGCCACGCUGUGCUGCAAUGCUCUGUGGAAGGAAGGUCGCAGUUCUUACAGAACAUUGUGGUUGUAUGUGAAUGUGUGUCUCUUAGCUAUGUACUCAGCUAUUGUGUAUCUAGAUAAGCAAAAUCUGAGUAGAAGAAAGUCUGUCUUGUUUGCACACAGUGCAUAGCAGAUCACCUUGUCCUGUGUCAAACGCCUGGGUGGCUCAUCUAAGCAGUGACUUCUCCUAAUACCCGACAGGCCUGUCUAAAUGCAUUCUGACUUUAUACUGAUGUUCAUUGCAUUUAAGUAUGAGAUGACUGACUUUAUGGAUCUCCUGUAGAAAAUUGUAUAACUUGACAAGUUUUGCAGGUUUGCAUUUUAAAGAUACAGUUUGAGCAUGUGCUUCAUCUGGCCGCCCUCCACCAGUUUCUCUCUCCCUAACUCCACCCACAUUUAGCCUUUCUUGUUGUUGCUGGCUUGGCUUCCCUCCCAAAGCCACCACUGGCCACUUCCCUUUGCUCACACACAUUCUUAAAGGUUUCCCUGGACAUAUGGAUUACACUCUAUUGCUGCAUUUUAAGUUUUGAUGGAAAUGACUGUAUACAAAUUGAAACCAGUCUCAUUUUUUCAGAAAAUAAAGCUAAACAAGAAGAAUACCUUUUAAUUUUCUUUAUAGCAUUUACAUAUAUAGAAAAUACUGUUCUGAAUUUCUUCUGUUGAUUAAUCCAGUUAGACCAUAUUCCUCUCCAAAAAAGUUAUAUUCAAUAUAUAGUCAAAUAAGGUUUCUAAAUUUUUUAUAAUAAAUGUUUUUACUUUUUUGGUGUCUACUUAUAAAAUUUUUUGAAGGUUAUGAGGUCUUGUGCUUCAGAAACUUAUCAUGUUUUCUAAGUUUGAAAUUGUGCGACCACUCCAAGCUCUUGCAAAGGUUUUGAGACUUCCCAAGUUAGGAAUAACUAGGUUAGUAUGAUUUUAACAAGUUUGGGUAAACAAUGGCUUAUAAUUAGAGAGCUAUAUGUAGGCUAUGAAUGACUGAGUAGAGGUACAGUCUGGUGAGGUGAUGGAAAAUGUGGCCAUAUAUCUGUGGAGUCUUCCAGAAAGAGAGUGUCCUGUAUGUGCAGUGUGUGCUGAUAUGACUAUGGCCAGUGUGGCAGUGUCCUCACGGUAGUGUGUGGCCUGGGUUCUGUGGCGCACUGAGCAGAGAGUGUGUCUCAUAAAGGCUUAUGUGAGCUAAGUGUCUUGGUGAUGUCUAAUUUCUUCAUGGUGUAAAUUUAACUGCUAGUAAUGACAGAAUCUUAAUUUAACCUGUAAGGAAAAUUAAUCUAUAUGUUUUCAUUUUAAAAGUCUGUGUUUCUAUCACUUAACAGUUUAGUUGGCCUGGAAGGAAUAUCUGCUGUGAAUUAAACUAAAACAUUAGAGAUGUUGAUUCUCUAAUGUGUGUUAAAACCUAUAACAAUAACAAAAUAACUCCAUAAAAACUGAAAAUAUUGAGAAAAUUCUCUAAACAUCUUAGUAAUUUUGUUUGCUUGCUUGUUUGUUGUUUUGAGAUAGGCUCUCUCGGUGUUAGCCCAGGCUGGCCUGGGAGUCAGGAUUCUUCCAGGUGCUAUGAUUACAGGUGACAUCAUAACACCAAACAGUGUGUUCAUGUAAGUGUUUGUGCUAAAGCUCUGACCAGGCGGACAUGGUUCAUUUUCUGAAAACCAUGUUAGAUUCUUUCCAGGUUGGGAGGUCCAUUUGAAGACGGCAGGACACCCACUUCUGUCACAGCAGCGCUGUGUCUUUGUUCACAAAGGAAUAGUUUGUAUUUUCAGUGUUGAUUUCUUGAAUGGAUAGAGAUGAAGAACAAACUUGCUUAAUGUUUAAAAUAAAUGUACAGAUUUUAAAUGAAUGAGACAGACCUAUAAAUAGGGUAAAAUAAAUUAAGUAAUAUUUCUUUACUUGAAAGGAACCCUUGUAGGAAGUCAUAUUGGCUCUGACAGCCAGGCUCUCCAUUCACUGUCUGUUGUUGUGAUGCUCAGGCUUAGCCAAGGAGAAGGCUGUGCAGCCAGUGUUUGCCUGACAACGGAGUCCUCUCACACGCUGUUUACAUUCUGGACAAGGUGAUUUUCUAAUUUGUGUUUUUGGCAGCUGGAAUAUCAAGGUUGUUUUGCAGGGGAAAGUGUUGCUUCAUCUGCGACAUGGUUAUGAUUACAGUUUUAAUGUUUUUGUUUUCAUCGUAGGUUUAGAAUGUGUCCCGUCCUCCUUGCCCCCUUUUAAGUCGUAGCACAAGGAACACCCUGUUACCUGUAGAGCUGUGAAUUGUGGACUGGGUGAAGUUUACAUUUACACACACCGCGUCUGCCCAGUUUCUCCUCCCUCUCUUCGUUCUGAGAUAGAGUCCCAUUAGCCUAGGCUGGCCACAAACCCUCUCUGUAGCUCAGGUUGGCCUUGAACUCCUGGUCCUCCUCUACCUCCACCUCACAAUUGCUGGGAUUACAUUUAUGCACCACUACACCCCAGCCCCUCUUCCCCCAUGUCUUAACAUAUAGAAUUAUUUUCUUCUUUAUUCUUUUUCUUUUAACUACUAGAAAACACAGUUCCUCCUAGUGCCUUUGAGCUGACCCUGCAGUUUUGACUAAUUAGAAUCAGUGGAAACCUGAGCAACAUCACUGUAUUGCUGUUACCAACCAGGAUACAAACUGUUUAAUAAGUUGGCUGUGUUAAUUCAAAAACCACACUUGGGUUGUAUUUUAUGUAUAAAUUGUAUUUGCUUAAGUUGUAUAUAUCAGUGUUGUGUGCACAUGCAGCAUGAAAAGAUGAGAAAUAAAAUUCCUCCCCAAUGCC